AUCGACCACUCACUCGCGUCAAUUUGGGUCAGGUUUAUGCAGCUUGUUUCAGUACCGGCAACGUCUGCAUCUGCACAUCGUCUGUCCGAACUCGGCGUGCGCACUGAGUUCUAGCCUAUUCUCCUUGAUCGUCUCAGGUCGGAGGUUGCUCGCGAUUCAGCUGCUGGUUGGACGCCUUAACUUGAUUCUCGAGGGCUGAUUGUAUGGCGGACGCGGAUACCUCGCGACUAUGUGCACAAAUUAUACAUUCACAAUUUGGUCCGCUCACUGCAACCGUAGCAUCUGUGCUACUCACACAUGGCCGGCUGACUCUGUCUCAGAUAGUUCGCUUAUCCGGACUGAGACUGAGAACGGUCCGUGCAGCCAUCCUUGUUCUCGUGCAGCACAACAUCCUAUGGCACUCACACUCGGACGAUGAGGGAGAGGUUCUGGAGAUCAACAUCGACGAAUGUCUCAUGAGGCUGCGCUUUGGGCGGUACGUCUGGCAGGCAGAGCAGUUGUUUGGGAAGGCGGGCGCAGAAAUUGUUCAACUGAUCUUGGAUCAUGGCAAGCUUCGCCCUCCAGACAUCAUCUCUCGUCUGUCCGCGUAUGACCUCAUCAAAGGACCCGCGUUAUAUUCGCAAGCGCUGCAUAAACUAGUUGACGGGUCCUACCUGAGGCCGUCCACUGUUCUCUCUCAUAUUUCUCCGCGUGAUAAACGUAUCCGAUACGAGGCGGAAGAAAAAGCCAAGGUUUCCGGUUUUCCUACCGCAAAGGAGCUUCGUCAAGUCAAGGAAAUUGCAGAAGGUCGACUUCGGAGAGAGGAAGAGGAAGCAGAGCAAAUCGGCAUGAAGCGGAAAGCGAAAGAUCAAGCAGGGAAGCCACCUAAGCGCAAAGCACUAGAUAAGGACGUUGUUGAUGACAGCGUGUACUUCCGAGUGAACUACGAAAGGUUCAAUGUACAUAUUCGCAACAAGCUGAUCGAGUUUGCGGCAACCGAACGCUUCAAUCCGUCUGCUGGCCUUGUUAUCCGGGCCGCGCUCAAAGCGACAGAGGCGAAACAGGUCAGGUUGACAGAUGUCCGAACAGAUCCCACGUCGUUUGCAAAUAUCGCGAUGCAGCUAUCUGAUGACGACGACCUUUCGGAAGGACUUGUGAUACAGUCAUCAAAAAAACCGUCCAAUACCUCGCUCAUGAGGGAGUUCCUUGCCAUCCUGGCUUCUGCGGAUAAUCCAACACCGGCUGGACGAGCAGCCUCGUUUGUGUCAGCCAAUGGGUCGAAGGUGCAGGUGGAAUUCGACAUCAUCGCACGGCGGCUAAGGCGACGUGUGUUGGAAGCUAUUGCGCGAGAGCGCCAUGGGGAUGAUGGCGUGCGGAUCUUCAGGCUUCUGCUUGACACAGGUAAAAUGGAUGAGAAGCAGAUUUCGAAGAUCGGGAUGAUGGCAAAUAAGGAUGUCCGUCCACUCCUGACAUCGAUGUCUGCCGACUCGUUGAUUAGUCUACAAGAAGUUCCCAAAAGCGCAGACCGCAAUCCUACGAGGAUGUUCUAUCUCUGGUACGUCGAUCUACAAAAGGCCUGCGUGGUCAUCCUGGACAACCUGUACAAGACAUUAUACAACAUUGCGAUGCGAAGGCGAGCAGAAGAGGAGGAGCCGGUGGUUAAGGCUGUACUCGAGAAGCGGCAGCGUAGUGAUGUAAGCCAGGACGAAGAACGGUUGCUGACUCGUAACGAGCGCGAGGUUCUCGCGCACUGGGAGCAGAAGAGGGAGAAGCUGACCGUUCUGGAGAUGCGCGUCGAGGAAGCUGUAUUCAUUCUACGUGACCUUGCACCACUAGGAAACAAUGAUGAGUAGCCAGACUUCCGUGGACCCCUCUGUGUGCAGCAAUAUGAACGGGCCCUCAUUAUGGUACGUGUUUUCGAUUGAUCCUCUCAUGGCUCACGCGCAAUAUAGGAGGUCAUGUUGGGCAACGCGCGUGUGCCGCGCGCGCAUCAGCGAGCACACAUCGCGUGUCCGAGUGCACAAGUCGCACGAAGCAGCUGGC
Laetiporus sulphureus 93-53 is the source of this 2022-nucleotide messenger RNA. RefSeq lists its product as uncharacterized. Gene Ontology annotation, cellular component: RNA polymerase III complex. The record is from RefSeq and is a predicted model, not a curated record. The transcript has 11 exons. Gene Ontology annotation, biological process: DNA-templated transcription. Lineage: Eukaryota; Fungi; Basidiomycota; Agaricomycetes; Polyporales; Laetiporaceae. Gene Ontology annotation, molecular function: single-stranded DNA binding. The coding region runs from base 204 to 1832 and encodes 542 amino acids.